AUAUUUCUAUAAUUUGACAUCCUAGCGUGACAUAACCUUUGCGGCGUUGUAAACGAUAUAAUUUGUCCUUUGUAAAAUAAAGUAUUCCUGGCAAGUUCUAAGCGCAACUUCGUUGGGAUCCUUCGAGCGAUGUGCGAGUUAUUUGCGUCGACAUGACUACCGCAAAAUCACUUGACGCACCGAUAUCGUUUGCGUUGAAACAAGAGCGCGAAGACGUUGGCGUGCAAGAACGAGACGUAAAGAUCAAUGAAAAUAGCGUGGCUGGCGUCAUCGACGAUGAUCCUCUUGACGCUUUGCCCAUGGAAUUUCCUCCGAUCUCGGACAGUAACUUCGUAACGCAAGAAAAUCCUGAUUAUGAAUUUCUGCGGCUUACCACUAUGGUACGUCGAGUUUACUUUUCUUACCUUCAUAAAUCAUUAAUUAGUAAUUAUUUCAUCUGCAAUCGAUCAAAAAACGAGGAGCUGUCAAAGUCAAAGAUAAAGACAUGCGCCGGACAAAUGGAAUUGAUCGCCGUGCAAGCUUCUUUGGAAGCCACUCUGUACAGGCAAUAUAUGUUGAAAAUGAUAGCGGACAUUAAAUCGCACACCUCGCGACAGAAAAUACAUAAAAACUUAGCAAUGUUCCUCGAGAAACCUUCCGUUAAAGUUGACGCCGCGGUGCAGACGAAUGUCACGAUGUGCGACAGCAACCAAACUCCUGACAGCACGCUCGAUAGAACGCGGGAUGAUCGAAUACAAGAUAUUUUAACUGAACCGUAUAAUCCGAAAAUUUCCGGCAAAGCUCAAAUCGAAACUAAAUGCGAGACUCUCGAUGAAAGAUUGGCAUUGCUUACGCAGUCUGUAAAGGAUUCCAAAACAAAAACAUCCACAACUAGAAUAGUAUCCAUUAAACCUCGAAAAAUUAAGUACGAUAAUACAAGGAAAAGGGCGAAGAUAAUGCAAAAGAAUAUUCCUAUUGACAUUAAAGUGCAGGAUGUCGCCAAUACUAGCAAAAAUUCCGAAGUUGCUUUUGAAAAUAUUGAUUGUAAUACUAGCUCUGUUCAGAAUGAAAAUGAAGAUUCUCAGGAUUCACUUUUACAACACAUGGAAGAUAUGUUUUGUGAAAGUGACGAUAGCAGUGAUCUCAUGACAUUAAUUGAAAAGCAUUCCGGUGUUACAAAAGCAAACAUUGAUAUGGAAAUUGUCAAAAUGUGCCCAGAAGCUGCUUCGACAUCGACCACAAACAAUAAUAUUAGCUGCAAGGAUAAUACAGGAGAGCCUUCUAACUUGCAUGCCAAUAAAAGGAAGCUCAGUUAUACCAAUUAUAAAAAAAUGAAGAAGCAGGCAGUUGGAGAGCUUGUGUCUUCAUCGGAGGAAGGGACGGGUAAUGAGAAGAAGAAACGAAAAGCAAGUGGAAUUUGGUUUGUAGAGCGGGUCCAUCAAGUUUCAAAAUUAAAAGCUAAAAUGAUGGAAAUUUCUUUAACAAAUUACCGGAAGCAUGGUCGAAUAAAGGCAAGGUUUGCCGAACUGUUCGGAGAAUCCGACGAAGAAGAUAUGAUGCCCGAUUCUCCGAUAUGCAUAGAGGAGCACUUGACUUCUUGUAAAGAAAGAAUAGCGCCAUGGGUGGUAAAGUAUCUCAUGCCAUUUUACCAUAAAAAGAGAAUUGCCGAUCGACCACUGUUCAAGGUGGUAGCAAAGCAUAUUACUGACAUGCUUAUUUUUGAAAACACGUUUCCUGAGCAGGAAGAUGUAAACUCAUAUAUACAGGACUAUUUUAAGAACAAAAAAAUGAUAAAAACAAAAACGGACAUAUACGUCUAGUACUUUCGAUGGAAGAAAAAUUGCAUUUCAAACGAAUAUACUCGGUAGUACACACAUCAUAAAUUAAACGCACACUUCACUCGACCCUUGUUAUCAGUAGUAUGUAACAUUGUUUUAAGGCGAUAGUGAUAAAUCAACCCAAUCGCGUACAAGA
Molecule: messenger RNA, 1953 nt
Organism: Orussus abietinus
Lineage: Eukaryota; Metazoa; Arthropoda; Insecta; Hymenoptera; Orussidae
Exons: 4
Coding region: 153-1799 (548 amino acids)
Source: RefSeq, a predicted model, not a curated record